AUGCUUCCCCACCACCUAGGUUUUAACUUCCUCAGCCUGUGCGGUGAGGUCUCGGCGCACUUCCCCAGCCGCUCCCUAGAGGGCAGCACCGAGGCCGCCAGCCCGCUGUGCCUCAGCAAGCAGCCGCAGGGCUCCGCACAGCACCCUGCUAGAGUGCAGGGCCCAGGUCUUGCAGCGGGAACUGGCUGGGAGUUUGCAUCUUCUGCAUCUUGCUACAGGAACCAUACAUUGAAGACAAUUUCUGGAAGCUUCUACUUUGUGGUUGGCCACCAUGAUAAUCCAGUUUUUGAAAUGGAGUUUUUGCCAGCUGGGAAAUCGGAAUCCAAGGAUGAUCACCAUCAUCUGAGCCAGUUCACAGCACACACAGCCCUUGAUCUGGUAGAUGAGAACAUGUGGCUGUCGAACAACAUGUACUUGAAAACUGUGGACAAGUUCAAUGAGUGGUUUGUGUCGGCAUUUGUCACUGCAGGGCAUAUGAGAUUUAUUAUACUUCAUGAUAUAAGGCAAAAAGAUGGAAUAAAGAACUUCUUUACUGAUGUCUAUGAUUUAUAUAUAAAGUUUGCAAUGAAUCCAUUUUAUGAACCCAAUUCUCCUGUUCAAUCAAGUGCAUUUGAGAGAAAAGUUCAGUUUCUUGGGAAGAAACACCUUUUAAGCUGA
This is a messenger RNA of Lepus europaeus (European hare), 657 nucleotides long. RefSeq names its product trafficking protein particle complex subunit 2-like. The transcript is spliced from 3 exons. NCBI's taxonomy places the organism in Eukaryota, Metazoa, Chordata, Mammalia, Lagomorpha, Leporidae. The record is from RefSeq and is a predicted model, not a curated record. Gene Ontology annotation, biological process: endoplasmic reticulum to Golgi vesicle-mediated transport. Gene Ontology annotation, cellular component: cytoplasm; TRAPP complex; nucleus. The coding region runs from base 1 to 657 and encodes 218 amino acids.